Messenger RNA from Anisakis simplex (herring worm), 996 nucleotides. NCBI's taxonomy places the organism in Eukaryota, Metazoa, Nematoda, Chromadorea, Rhabditida, Anisakidae. The record is from the annotation of a GenBank genome assembly.
AUGCUGAGAAGUGAUGAAUUUUCAUAUCCAUCACCAAUGACUCAUUUCAUUCAGAUGAAUUUGUGGUUAUCGUUCGCAGUUUUUCUGUGUUCUUUUUCUGAGUCGUUAGCACUUCAAAAAGGAAUUCAAAGGCGAAUCGAGCAGUUUUUUGAACUGUCAAGUCAUACGAAUAAUUGGGCUGUUUUGGUGUGCACGUCAAGGUUUUGGUUCAAUUACCGUCAUGUUGCGAAUGUUUUAUCGUUGUAUCACUCCGUUAAACGGUUGGGUAUUCCGGAUAGCAAUAUAAUUCUAAUGUUAGCUGAUGAUAUGCCAUGCAAUCCAAGGAAUCCAAAACCUGGUACGGUUUUCAAUAGUAAAUAUCAACAUAUAAAUUUGUACGGUAUUGAAGUAGAAGUUGAUUACCGAGGUUAUGAGGUAUCAGUUGAGAAUUUUGUACGCAUGAUGACGGGUCGUGUGCAUCCAGCAACACCUCGUUCAAAACGUCUUCUGUCAGAUCACCAGUCGAAUGUAUUGAUCUAUUUGACUGGUCACGGAGGGGAUAGCUUCCUUAAGUUUCAAGACUCUGAAGAGUUAACGAACGUCGAUUUAGCUGAUGCCAUCGAAACAAUGUUCCAGAGUAAUCGAUAUAAUGAAUUAUUUUUAAUCGCUGAUACAUGUCAAAGUGAAUCUAUGUAUCAGCGGGUGUACAGUCCAAAUGUGCUUGCGACGAGCAGUUCGUUGGUUGGCGAAGAUUCGUUAUCGUACGACGUUGAUCAAACGAUCGGUGUAUAUAUAAUCGAUCGAUAUACACAUUUCACACUGGAAUUCUUGGAAAGAGAAGUGCAUUCACUGAACACGAAUCGUUCAAUGCAAGACUACUUCGAUUCAUGUCCACACUCUAAAUGUCUUUCCACUAUUGGCGUACGUAAGGAUCUCUAUCCAAAGGUACAAUUGUUUUUUNUUUUUUGUUAUUUACUGAAACCGACAAUGCUUAAACUGUGGUUUAGCAUUCAAUGA